This is a messenger RNA of Owenia fusiformis, 342 nucleotides long. The record is from the annotation of a GenBank genome assembly. NCBI's taxonomy places the organism in Eukaryota, Metazoa, Annelida, Polychaeta, Sabellida, Oweniidae.
AGUCUAGCAAGGAAUCAUCAGGCAAAAGCAAAGAUACAGAUCCUAAGUCGAGCUCUAAAAGUACAAAGGCAAGCAAAGAAUCAACGGAUAAGUCUAGCAAUGAGUCAUCAGGCAAAAGCAAAGAGACUGAUCUUAAGUCGAGCUCGAAAAGUACAAAGGCAAGCAAAGAAUCAAUGGAUAAGUCUAGCAAGGAGUCGUCAGGCGAAAGCAAAGAGACUGUUCCUAAGUCGAGCUCUAAAAGUACAAAGGCAAGCAAAGAAUCAGCGGAUAAGUCUAGAAAGGAGGCAUUGGGCACAAGCAAAGAGACUGAUUCGAAAUCAAGCUCUGAAAGUACAAAGGCAA